This is a messenger RNA of Capsicum annuum, 1575 nucleotides long. RefSeq lists its product as uncharacterized. The record is from RefSeq and is a predicted model, not a curated record. The transcript has 9 exons. Bases 712 to 1365 code for a protein of 217 amino acids. NCBI's taxonomy places the organism in Eukaryota, Viridiplantae, Streptophyta, Magnoliopsida, Solanales, Solanaceae.
AAACAGUAUUGCAGCUUUAGCUAGGGUUUAGAAAUCCCCAAAUCGCUAUAUACGAACUUCAGAUUUGACUCAUCUUCAUCUUCAUCUUCAUCAUUUCUUCAACAUCCGACUUCCAUAGCUGGAUUUAUCCUUCUCUUCGUGAGUUCUUCAGUAUCAAGAUAGUUGGAUACAUCUUCUUUUCGUUGUAUAAAUCUUUAAUUGGUUGUUGGAUACAUCUUCAUUCGGUUGAAUCAGUUGAAAAUAGUUUGAUACAUCUUCAAUCGGGGUUCAAGUGAAAGACACUUCAGUUUGGUUUGUAUCAAUUCAACCGCUCUUGUUCUACUCAUCUUCUUCUCCAUUCAAUUCGGUUUGAAUCGUUCCCUACAACAGUCUCUUUGUCAAGGAGUGAAACUGAAAGAGUAGAGAGAACCAGAAAAGAGGAGAUUGGAUCUCUUUGUCUUAAACCUCUCUCCGCAUCAAAAGAUUUAGAAUUUGAGGAAAGUGGCAUUAAUAGAAGACAUUUGUCUUGUGGGGAAAAUACUGAAGGAGGCAAAGAUCAAAGAUACAGGUAUUUCAGUUCAUAGCUUUCUAGUUGUUGUUCAAUGACACGCUAAUGUUUCCAAAGAUGUAUCUUGGUGUUUAGCAUUCAUCUUUCUACAUUGUCUCUGAGUAAACUAUAACUUCAAAUUUCCCAAGAAAAGGACAGUUUGAAAAAGUCAGAUUUGUACAAAAAUGAACCAACAACAGCCUACAAAGAAUAACAAAAGUGCAAGGAACAGGACAUUUAUUAAAGCUGGAUCAUUAUCAGCCAUGGCAAGUAGAAAACGACGUAUGCUGACAACAAAUGAAACUAUUCAAGCUAUACAAUCGGAGAAAGAAAAUCUUCUAAAGUUAAUUGAACAAGAGCGGCCACCAGUAGCACCACUAGCACCACCAUCUAGAGUAAUUGAACAAUCUGUAGCAGAGCACCAUGUUGUAGAGGAGCAAAAUGCAGUGGAUGAUCAACUUGUACGAGAUCAGGUCAAAGCGACAGAUUCAGCCACUCCUACAACUGCUGAACAUUCUGAAGCACAUGAAGGGCCUUCAACUAUAAAAAGAAGAGGCAAAACACAAAUGCACAAGGUACAUGGCCGGAAUGAGAAACAAUUGAUCACAUUAAACCAGAACAACCAGCCUGUUGGUCCUACAGAUGAAGCUGUAAGUGAGUUGAGCAGCUUCCUAGGUAUAUUGGCGAGGAAAGCCACCCUUUGCCCAUUUGAUAUAUUUGAUUGGCGGCAAAUGGAUACUAAACAAAACUUAUGGGAUUAUACCAAGGCCAAAUAUGAAAUUCCUGAUGUUGCAAAACCAUGGGUUUUGGAAAGAAUUCGAGAAUCUUGGAGAAUUUAGAGAGCACCUCGUGUAUUGGAAGUUCGAAAAAUUUCAAGUAAAACGUAUUUCACCAUGUAUGAUCAUAUUAUUGUUGGUGCUACAGAUGAAGCCUUUAUUACUAUUGUUAACGUUACUGAUUCAUCUUUCAGAAAAUGUCCAAAACCAAUAUUGAGAAUUGAAAGAAGUUAAUGAAUCCACACACUACUGGGAAGAAGAGUUUUGCUUUAG